ACUCACAUUUUUCUUCAUCCAGUAAACAUUCAAAUCUCAUCAGCUAAAUAAACUCAAAAAGGAUGAAUCCUAUGUUUUACUUCCUUCUUGCCUUAACCGCCGUUUUUGCCGCGAAAACAAACGCCGCCGGACCAAUUUUCGACACUGAUGGUGAUGUCAUAUUCGGCGGCACUAGUUACUACGUUCUCCCCAUCUUCUGGGGCGCUGGGGGUGGCGGUCUAACUCUCGCCCCCGUUUUUGGCAACCAAUGUCCCCUCUUUCUCGGACAGGAACGUUCAGACCUGAACAGGGGCAUUCCCGUAAGAUUCUCAAACUGGAGGUCUAGAGUUAAGCACGUUCCGGAGUCAGAGAACCUCAACAUCGAGAUGGAUACCACACCAAAGAUCUGCCGCCCAGAGUCAGUUUAUUGGUGGCUCAGUAGUCCGCCCGCCAGUGAUGUACCGUCGUUCAUAAUAGCUGGUCCUAAGCCAGAAGCUGGAGAAGAAGAUUCGUCGAGUAGUUUCUUCCAGAUCGUCAAGAAGACUGUGGGAAAACUUGACGCUUACAAGUUUGUGUUUUGUGGAGAGCAUAACGAUUGCGUCGAUGUCGGUGUAAUGGAGGACCUAGCUGGCGUUGGGCGUUUCGUUUUAGGCCCUACUACGCCAUUCAACGUUGUGUUCGAGAAAGCUACUAGGACAACAGAGACUUUAUCCAAGACUAUGUCCAUUAUCUAAGAAAAAUUAAAGGCUACAAAAUGAAGAGGAUAAGAGUUAUAACUUAUGACUAAUGAUAAAACUCUUUAUCUUUUUUUUUGCCAGCUUAAUAAAACUCUAUCUAUGUUGGCUGUUUUCUUUGAUCAUCAAUCAUCAUCAUGUCUGGAAGAAAACAUUUUUCCUUUGUUUA
Raphanus sativus (radish) is the source of this 882-nucleotide messenger RNA. RefSeq names its product kunitz trypsin inhibitor 4-like. Gene Ontology annotation, molecular function: endopeptidase inhibitor activity. The record is from RefSeq and is a predicted model, not a curated record. The coding region runs from base 63 to 713 and encodes 216 amino acids. Lineage: Eukaryota; Viridiplantae; Streptophyta; Magnoliopsida; Brassicales; Brassicaceae. The transcript has a single exon.